Molecule: messenger RNA, 1290 nt
Organism: Solea senegalensis (Senegalese sole)
Lineage: Eukaryota; Metazoa; Chordata; Actinopteri; Pleuronectiformes; Soleidae
Gene: ppm1ka
Product: protein phosphatase, Mg2+/Mn2+ dependent 1Ka
Exons: 9
Coding region: 16-1254 (412 amino acids)
Biological process (GO): protein dephosphorylation
Molecular function (GO): protein serine/threonine phosphatase activity; cation binding
Source: RefSeq, a predicted model, not a curated record
UGUUGUUAAUAACAGAUGGAGCGGCAGUGGGCGUCUCAUGGGGCAAAGCAGCUGCCGCAGCUUGGACACCAGUCGCCACAGAAACAGUUCAGGUGGGAAAAAAAUUGCAGAGGAAAAGUCAUGGUGUCGUCUUCAGUGCUACUGAACGUGCUGCGCCGCAGCUGCUCCAUCGGCACCACGCGACCCUUCGUCAAUGCACGGCGGUCGGCAGAACCCGCCAAAGCUUUAGAGCAGGUGGGCGGGGCUACGUCAGGGGUGAUGGGUGUGCGGCGGGCCAGCGGAUCAGUCUGUCUGGACAGUGACCGCUUGGUGACCUGGGACUCGUUUGGCAUCUGGGACAACAGGAUCGAGGAGCCAAUACUGCUGCCCUCUAGUGUGAGAUAUGGAAAACCAGUUCCACAGGUCAGUCUGUCCCGGGUGGGCAGUGCGUCGGUUCAGGGUCACAGGAAACAGAAUGAGGACCGUCUCCGCGUGGCCCGUAUCCAUGACAACCUGCUGUACUUUGCCGUGUUUGACGGCCACGGCGGCCCACACGCCGCCGACUACUGCUACACCUUCAUGGAGAAAUUUAUCAGAGAUGCUUUGGAGGAAGAAGACGAUCUGGAAAAAGUUUUAAAGAAAGCGUUUUUAGAUGCAGACAAAAGUCUUCACACACACCUGAGCUACUUCAACGCAGCCUCCUUCCUGACCGCCGGCACCACGGCGACGGUUGCCAUGCUACGUGACGGCGUGGAGCUGGUGGUCGGGAGCGUCGGCGACAGUCGGGCCAUGUUGUGCAGGAAGGGAGGAGCCAAGAAACUCACCACAGACCACACACCUGACCUGAGGGACGAGAGACAACGGAUAUACAGGUUUGGCGGCUACGUGGCCUGGGACAGUACGGGUCAGGCUAACGUUAACGGGCGCCUCGCCAUGACGCGCAGCAUCGGCGACUUCCACCUGAAAAACAGCGGCGUCAUCGCCGAGCCCGACACACGGCGGGUUAUGGUCCGGCACGCCAACGACUCCUUCCUCGCUCUGACCACUGACGGCAUCAACUUCCUGCUGAGUGACCAGGAGGUCUGUGAUGUCAUCAACCAGUGCCAGGACGCCACAGAGGCGGCAGACGUCAUCACUCAGCAGGCGCUGCAGUACGGCUCUGAGGACAACGCCACCGCUAUCGUUGUACCGCUCGGAGCGUGGGGGAAGCAACCGAGCUACGCCGCCGCCUACAGCGUGAGCAGGAACUUCCUUUCCAGCGGGAGGUGGGCGUAGACAAUGGCAUUGAGCCAUUUUGCACUACUUUUUACA